Molecule: messenger RNA, 132 nt
Organism: Besnoitia besnoiti
Lineage: Eukaryota; Apicomplexa; Conoidasida; Eucoccidiorida; Sarcocystidae
Exons: 3
Coding region: 1-132 (43 amino acids)
Source: RefSeq, a predicted model, not a curated record
AUGAGGGCUUUGGUGUUGUGUCUUGUGAUUGCGGUGGCUACUCCCCAGAGAGAUUACUACCACUUCUACGCGGAAGCGACAGAGAGACAAGUGGACACCGAACAGUAUGAGAACGUAGAACCACGCGAGUAA